Brassica oleracea var. oleracea is the source of this 435-nucleotide messenger RNA. Its product is annotated as glutathione S-transferase T2-like. Lineage: Eukaryota; Viridiplantae; Streptophyta; Magnoliopsida; Brassicales; Brassicaceae. The record is from RefSeq and is a predicted model, not a curated record. Bases 1 to 435 code for a protein of 144 amino acids. The transcript has a single exon.
AUGGCUUAUGAAAUAUUCUUCAAUGACUUCAAGGUCAAGUUUACCCUCGAGCAUGAUUGGUUAGAACUUCACCAUGAUCAGAAAUGGUGUGGUGCUUCAAAGACUAAAGACAAGGUAAGCUCAAAAAGAAGAAAAUUGAAUGAUCAGUCCGCACAGUCAGCGUCUUUUGUGCCAGGGUGCGAUGGUGAGGAUGAAGCAUCGGCUCGGCCCAUUGGUGUCAAAGCAGCAAAGGGAAAAGGUAAAAGCAAGGCAAAGACUUCGGACGAGGCAGUGGAGUUUCAGGGCAUCUGGGAGAUAAAGCAAAGGGAUUUUGAGUUAAAGGAGAAGCUUAACAAGCAAAAGUUGCUUGAUAGCCUCAUUGCCAAGACAGAGCCUCUAGAUGAACUAGAAAUCUCUUUGAAAAACAAACUAAUAACUGACAUGUUGCUAAGUUAG